This is a messenger RNA of Arachis ipaensis, 819 nucleotides long. NCBI's taxonomy places the organism in Eukaryota, Viridiplantae, Streptophyta, Magnoliopsida, Fabales, Fabaceae. The record is from RefSeq and is a predicted model, not a curated record.
AUGGCUUGCACUCAGAACUGGUGUACAAGUCGGCACCGCCGCACCGGAGUAGGAAACUGGCAGUGCAGUUUCGUAGCUGCCACCACCACCACAAGCGCAUCGCGCCACUGCUCUGUUCCGCCAUCCGCGGUUCUGCCGUCCGCCUUUUCUCGCCGUGACCCAGCUCUGUUCUUCUCCGUUCUCUGGGUACCCUCAAGGCGCCGUCCGCCUUUUCUCGCUGUGACCCAGCUCUGUUCUUCUCCGUUCUCUGGGUACCCUCAAGCUAACAUUGUACUAGGAUCUGGAUCACUUAUCGGGCGUAUUCUAUCUUUACCUUCUACUGCUCUAAAUGUGCCAAAUAAUAGGAUGCAUCCUCUUUCUCUUAGCUCUCUGCAGGAAGAAAUACUAAGAAAUUUGAGGCACCGGCUUGAAGUGCCCUUUGAUGGUUCCAAAACAGAGCACCAAGUAUGUGGUUAAGGCAAGUUUUGUAAUUUUCAAAUCAAUAUUCUGAAAUUCGCUACUAUACCCUACAUUCUAUCAUAUCCAAUUUUUUCUCUUGGUCUGAUCCAAUCUUCACUUUUAUGCUACUGCUCAAGUUUGCUUUGCAUGGCUUACUUAAUAAACAGUCUUAAUGUUGUUGAUCUGCAAUGUGGUGACAAUAACUACUUGACGUGCAAAUUUAUGUUAAUAAGAAAAUGUUUAGGGAGAAAUAGAAAUAUUUUAAAUUGAGUUGCCUUAUUGGAUUAACCAAUAGGUUGCAAAGAAAAUUACUAUCCGUUUCUUUGUUGCAUGUCUAUAUUAGUACAUUGAUACCUAGUGCACAUUAUUUUUAAAAGUGGA